AUGCAAUCAGUUGGCAACGGCUCUAUCGCUCUAGUUUCGAAAAAUGCAAUGAAUUCAACGACCACAUUUACGGGUUGGAUGGCAUGCCCAUGGAAAUAUAUCAACGGUGUGGGUUCGGGUCGAUAUGUUAGCAGCAAGCCAGAUAGAAUUACCAGAUAUGAUCUUCUCAAAGCUGCGCAUGAGACAGAAAUGAAGGAACUGCUUACGGGAAGUGGUUUGAAGGCCAAGAAUAAAACAAAAAAAAGCACCAAAGUAACAUUGGAGACUAUAAGCGAAGAAAACUCUUCGAAUGAAAGCUUUUUCUAA
Saccharomyces eubayanus is the source of this 306-nucleotide messenger RNA. RefSeq names its product Cis1p (gene CIS1). Lineage: Eukaryota; Fungi; Ascomycota; Saccharomycetes; Saccharomycetales; Saccharomycetaceae. The transcript has a single exon. Bases 1 to 306 code for a protein of 101 amino acids. The record is from RefSeq and is a predicted model, not a curated record.